CGAGGACAACGGGACGCUUGCCGCGACUUGAACCUGCGUGACUGCCCAUGGCGGGCCUCAUCUCUCCCAAACCUCUCUCGUACAUGCAACACAUGCAGUACAAUCCCUAUGGCCGCGGCAUCGCUGGCUACGGCGAUUCCCCCGCCAACGGCCUCCCCCCGCUCUCGCACUCGACGCCUCAGAACAUGGUCCCCGGCUUCAAUGGUCCUUCGCCCGGCAUUAUGGGCGUGCACGAGGAGACGAAGAUCUACGGGAUGGUUAUUGAUUUGCUCGACGCGAACGCUCGCGAGACUGCGCUGCUCGAACUCAGCAAGAAGCGGGAGCAGUACGACGACCUCGCCUUGGUCCUUUGGCACUCCUUUGGUAUCAUGCCAGCCCUCCUUCAAGAAAUCGUUUCUGUCUAUCCCUUACUCUACCCGCCUAAUCUCACCGCACAUGUAUCCAACCGGGUCUGCAACGCGCUCGCCCUCCUGCAGUGUGUGGCUUCGCACGCCGAGACUCGUCAGCUUUUCUUGAAUGCCCAUAUCCCUCUCUUUCUGUAUCCAUUUCUGAACACAAUCUCGAAGACGCGCCCUUUUGAGUACCUGCGUCUCACGUCGCUUGGCGUUAUCGGCGCGCUGGUCAAGCAAAACGAUAACAACACCGUCAUUCAUUUCCUCCUCUCCACCGAAAUCAUACCCCUCUGCCUGCGCAUCAUGGAGACGGGCUCCGAGCUCUCCAAGACCGUCGCCAUCUUCAUCGUGCAGAAGAUCCUGCUCGAUGAGACGGGUCUGACGUACAUCUGCCACACCUACGAGCGUUUCUACGCUGUCGGGACGGUCCUGAGCAACAUGGUCAACCAACUCGUGGAGACGCAGGCCGUCCGACUGCUCAAACAUGUCGUGCGUUGCUACCUGCGGUUGAGCGACAAUCUGAGGGCAAGAGAGGCGUUGAGGGCGUGUCUGCCGGAGCCGCUGCGUGACAAUACGUUCGCUGCUCUCCUCAAGGGCGACAUGGUCACGAAGCGGUGCUUGACCACCCUCCUCAACAACUUGAACGAGUAACCGUGCCUCACCCAUACCAAAAGCGCAUCAAAACCCAAACUUCAUGUUUUGUUUUUCGAUUGGGUUUGGAGAAGUGAUUCCCAUGGACAGCGCAGCAGCGACGCAGUGAUCCCGCACCCGCUCGGACGGGGGGUGCUUGUAGCUCAAGUACUAUAUAUACCUUGCUUUGUUUCAGUAUACGCCUUCACAUGUAGAGUUGCUAGCUCAUGACCAUCACGGACAGUCUUGUCGGAACGCAGCGCGCCUUAGCUAAAUGUGACUAGUACAGUAUAUUGUCCGGAAUAUAAACUGCAUGGCAACUAUGUA
This is a messenger RNA of Fomitopsis serialis, 1349 nucleotides long. Its product is annotated as Rcd1-domain-containing protein. Gene Ontology annotation, cellular component: CCR4-NOT core complex; P-body; CCR4-NOT complex. The transcript is spliced from 6 exons. Gene Ontology annotation, biological process: mRNA catabolic process; negative regulation of translation. The record is from RefSeq and is a predicted model, not a curated record. NCBI's taxonomy places the organism in Eukaryota, Fungi, Basidiomycota, Agaricomycetes, Polyporales, Fomitopsidaceae. The coding region runs from base 48 to 1043 and encodes 331 amino acids.